Messenger RNA from Salvia hispanica, 330 nucleotides. Lineage: Eukaryota; Viridiplantae; Streptophyta; Magnoliopsida; Lamiales; Lamiaceae. The record is from RefSeq and is a predicted model, not a curated record.
AUGUUUUGCUGCUUACGAACAAGAGGCCGGAAAGAGGGGAAUCAGGAUCAAAAGCCGGUGGCGGCAGGCGGCAAAAAUCAGCCGCCACCGGGGAGCUAUGGAUACGGUGAGAAUGAGGGGAAAUUGAAAGGCGGCGGGAAGGAUGGAAACAUGGUGGUUUUGGCGGGAGCAGGCGCCGCAGUUGCUGCCACCGCCGCUACGGCUGUGGUGGUGGCUGGCGUCGCGGAUUCCGGUGAUGGUACGUCGCAGGGCUGCUGCUGCGGCGGUGGAGACGGUGGAGCGGGGUGCGCCGGCGGCGGUUGCGGCGGCUGUGGUGGUUGUGGAGGUUGA